Sphaeroforma arctica JP610 is the source of this 1456-nucleotide messenger RNA. RefSeq lists its product as hypothetical. The record is from RefSeq and is a predicted model, not a curated record. The transcript is spliced from 4 exons. The coding region runs from base 131 to 1252 and encodes 373 amino acids. Gene Ontology annotation, molecular function: carbohydrate binding; aldose 1-epimerase activity. NCBI's taxonomy places the organism in Eukaryota, Ichthyosporea, Ichthyophonida. Gene Ontology annotation, biological process: glucose metabolic process; beta-D-galactose catabolic process via UDP-galactose, Leloir pathway. Gene Ontology annotation, cellular component: cytoplasm.
GUAUAUAUAUAAAUAUAUAUAUAUAUGUAUGUAUAUAUAAUAACUGCGACUGCUGAAGGGUACAGAAUAACGGAAGUGGCUUUUUUUUUUAUUGUUGAGUGAUAGAGAACGAUUGGAUUGUUUUAGCAACAUGCCGACUACGUCAGAAAUCUACAGUACAGGAGAUAUCACGUACACUGCCUGCGGAGGUGAGGAAGUCGGUGGCGUCGUAACUGAUGACACAACAAAAUGGACAGUUACGAACAAGAACGGUAUGAGCAUCGGCGUCACUGAUUACGGUGCAACUCUGGUGUCAUGUAUAGCACUUGAUAAGGAAGGGGAAAAAGGCGAGACGUUGAUAUUUUUCGACUCCUUGAAAGAUUAUGCACUUAAAGGUGCAGGGCAUGGAGCCACCAUUGGAAGAUAUGCCAAUCGUAUUGCGCAAGGUCAGUUUGUGAUCAACGGAACCACAUACCAGGCGCCCGUAAAUGAUUGGGGUCGACCCAAUUGCUUACAUGCAGGCCGAAUCCCUUGGCAGCAUCAGAAAUGGGAUGCAGAGGAAGUCGAAGAUGACGGAGUUUCGGGUGUCAAAUUCUCACUUGUCAGUCCAGAUGGGGCAGAAGGAUUCCCAGGAGAGGUCACGAUCAGCGUCACCUAUUCUUUGAGUGACAAUGAUGAUGUGCGCAUAUACUACGAAGCAACUACCGAUCAAGAUACUAUCAUCAAUGUAACAAAUCACGGUUACUGGAAUUUGAGCGGUGACCAUAAGCGAUCCGCUAGGACUCACGAGUUCUCUGUAAAUGCUAAAGAGUAUCUGCCAGUUGAUGAGAACUGUAUUCCCACCAACAUAACAGAGGUCGAGGGCACGCCAUUUGACCUGAGAAAACUAGGGAACGUGGGUGAACGAAUUGAUGCUGCGAAUGGAUUUGACAACUGUUUUGUCAUUGAUAAGUCUAACGACCCCGUACAUGUUAAGCCCUCUAAAGUUAGUGGAGGCAGUGCCACACCGUCCGUGCACGUGGCUGCUGUAUGUAUGGACCCCGAGUCUGGGCGUAAAAUGACCGUUCUGACGAGCGAGCCCGGUGUACAGGUCUACAAUUACAACCACGCAUCCGCCGAUGACAAGGAUGCUCCCCACACUGUCUACUGGGGAAUCUGCUUCGAAGCGGAGCACUACCCGAAUAGCUGCAACCGAACCUCAUGGCCACCUACUCAACUAAAUAAGGGUGACACAUACAAGCAGCUUACCGUGCACCGUUUCUCGACGAAAUGAAUCUGGUUGCCGUGCAAUGAAUAUCGUUUCAAUGCUGUACUACAGAUACUUUAUGGCAGAAAACAUAUUUUAGAGGAUAUCUAAGAUAAUCUGGCGGAUAUUGCAACCUCAGAAUCGUCGCUUUGUAAAACUCCAAGACUGGAGAUAGGCGAUAAAUACGUCUAGAAACCGAUCAAACCGGCAAAUAAAAAGUAUGUAUUCCAC